Messenger RNA from Penicillium robsamsonii, 1323 nucleotides. RefSeq lists its product as uncharacterized. NCBI's taxonomy places the organism in Eukaryota, Fungi, Ascomycota, Eurotiomycetes, Eurotiales, Aspergillaceae. The transcript has a single exon. The record is from RefSeq and is a predicted model, not a curated record. Bases 1 to 1323 code for a protein of 440 amino acids.
AUGGAUUCAUCUCAGUCCCUACGAGAAGCCUGUGAUUCUCCAGAUUCCCUUUUCGCCCGUUCGGACGAGGUACUGAUUCGCCUUGCGUACAACGAGUUUCCAGAGGAAAUUGACUAUCUGCGGUGGGCAUACUCCAUCCGGGACGGUCCCUUGACCCCUCCUAGCACUCCAUCUCCAUCUUGCAUUUUAUACAAUGAAGAGUAUGAUGAAGUGAAUCGUACGCUUGUGGGGUUAUUAGCACUCCGCUGGAUCCAUACGGAUCAAUACGAGACCUUCAUCGGUUCACAAACAUUCGCAUCUCAACUAACGAGAGAGUCGUUUGACUGGAUCCGCGAUUUCUACACACAAAUCAUCACAGAUGCGAAUGCACUCUUUACCUUGAUCACCUCAAUAAUCAUCAAUGAUCUAGGAAAAGAUCCGCACCUAGCAUCCAUGUGCUACGAAAAGACUGGUGUGAACGUCUCUACUCUCAACCACGACGCCAUUCUCCUCGCGGCCUGUAAGGCCGGCCUAGUCCCAUCGCUGGACAAGCUUCCAGACCAAGAUAGAGACGAUGUGUUCCAGGCGAUUGAGCUCGGCGCAACUUUCAAUUUUGGUCAACUGGCACAGGCAGAAAAUGCACCGGCCUGUCUGUCCGGUCUACCCCGCAUGAAAGUCCACGACCGCAGCUUCCGACUACGUUUCAUGGAGCAACUGCUCGACAUCGCCGGUGCGGCGGGCCACAUGGACUGGACGUGUGCGAAGAAGCUCAUCCAGCCUAUCUUCGACUCGUACCGCAAUGUCUAUGAUGUAUGCGAGGGUGUCAUCAAGGGCACUCUUACCGUCCGCAGUGGGUAUGACUUGAUAUUGAUUCGACGUGCAGAGUUUCUCCGCGAUAGGGAUGUGCGAUCAUUCAACGUGGAAGAUAAUCCAGAGGACCGAGCGUUGAUGCGGUUGUUCUGUAUGGGCAAUGUGACUACCCAAGAAAAGGCGGUCUUGUAUGAGGAUGCGUGGCGUGCGCUGGAGGACCCGGUCAGGGAAACUCUGGCAAAUGCUCUCAAUCUAGACGGCCGGAGGAACGAGCCUGCUGUUCAGCCAACAUAUAUCCCUGCUCUAUUUGGCCGUAUACAGGAUGUGAAUGCGCUGGUGUGUACCCUGCAUUACCUUUCCCGGGUUAUGAGUGCGACGAAUGUUGCAGACCCUUCGGCGGUGGUUAUUGAGCGGAGCGUGUAUUCGGUCUUGAAGGACUUUGUUGAGAGUGAUGGGUUCCAGGAAGAUCCGACUAUCUUGGAGGGGGUCGACGUGCCUGUUGGCGUGGUUGCUUUGACCACAGCCUCGCUUUGA